AUGAAAUUGCUCUAUUCCAUACUGAUAAGCCUGAUAGCAAUAACCCAUUGCUCACUGCAUGGGUUGACCAGUCAUUAUCGAGAAAACAUCCCACGGUUCAAACAUGUCGCAAAUGAGAGAAACGAGGUUUAUCUCGGCGAUGAGGUCAAACUUGAUUGCCAAAUUGCCGCAUCAAAGAUACCAGCGAAGGUUGAGUGGUAUCGGAACGAUAAAUUGAUGAAGGAGGAAAAGUUGAAUGUGCAGAGAAUUCGGAAGGAACACAAUCGCAUGUUGCUCACGAUAAGGCUUAUUGAUGUAUCGGACCAGGGUCUGUGGUCUUGCCGAGUGCACAAUGCUUAUGGUCAGAUCACCAGAAACUUCACUGUUGAAGUCAUCGAUUUUUGUGAUUAUUUCCUUAUUCCCGAAAUCCCACACAAUCGAAUCCCCAUGGAAUGUGUUUGCUUGUGGCGCUACAAUAAGGAGCCAAAACGUCCGGACAUUGAUUUCCGAGCAGCAACAGCAGAGAACUGUCAGAAGUAUGCGGAUCGAAUGAUUAAUCGUGCACGUCGACCUUUCGCAAAAAUGCCAUGUUUGGGAGAUCAUUGUGAAGAUUUCAAUUUAGCGCCGGUUCUUGAUUUUGAGUUGGAGAAUACCACUGUGAAGCAUGUUGUGUUAAAGCCAGACAGACGAAGCAAGACAAUGCCAUCAUCGCAAGAAGCGUCCGAAGAAUCUUCUGAAAAUUUAAAUCCAUUGAAACUGUUCGAUUGGCUCACUGAGCAUCGCGUCUAUGACGUGAGCCACUUGCUGCCAAAACUUCUGCCGCCUGCGGAAAUGCGUAGAGUGAAGAGCCAGUUGGUCGGAUGGGAGAAGAUGAAUAAUGUGCAGAAAAUUGCUAGAGCAAGGCAGAUUUUGAGAUUAAGACAGCUAAAUCAAAAGAAGACGAAGGAGACAAUUUUUAUCGAUGCACAAAAAGAAGAAGAGGAAGAAGAAGAAGACGAAUACCACGUCAGCCAACCAGUGUCUCCUGAUGCAGAGCUCAAAGAGCUCAAUGUCACUGUCGAUGAGCCACCAUAUUUUGACUCGCACGACAAUGUUGUUUUGUUCAAUGAGACACAGGCCCUUCCGUCUGGACGAACUCUGAAACUCAAUUGCAGAGCUAAAGGACAUCCUGAACCAGAGAUCUUUUGGUUCAAAAAUGGUGUUCAAAUUGACAAAACCAGCGCCAGAGCCGGCGGUUAUGAAUACAAGUUCAAACGAUGGUCUAUGGAAGUGGAAGAUGCGAUGGUCGCAGAUUCUGGAGAUUAUCAUUGUGAAGCGCAUAAUUUUGUGGGGAUGACAAGGAAAUUUUUCCAUGUGUUGAUUGUGAAUCGGAUGAGACGUCCGCCGAUCAUUGUUCCAAAUAUUUUAGAAAAUGCGCAUGUCAACGUCAAUGACACCGCCACAUUCAACUGCAAGGUUGUCUCCGACCUCCAUCCCCAUAUCAUGUGGGUCCGUGUAAACAAAAUCAACGGAUCCUUCAGCUACUACAACAAUUCCGCAGAAGAAUUCCUCUUCAAUUACACCGAGAUGGAAACUGUAGAAAAAGCACAUGUUCAUCAUAUUGGCGAUGAAUCAACUUUGACUAUUACAAACGUUUCUAUCGAGGACCAAGGAACGUAUGCGUGCUUGAGUGGAAAUUCGUUGGGAAUGAGUAUGGCAAACGCGACGUUGACUGUAAAUGAAUUCAAAGCAAUUCACUUGUUAACUGGAGACGAACCGAGAGUCAGCAGAUGGACAGCGUUAGAUAUCAUCUUUAUCACAUUGCUAUCACUACUGGCAGUUUGUGCGGCGUCGUUUGUGUUUCUUCUACUGUUUUGCAAGGAGACUCUUCAAGAAAAGGGAUUUUUUGAAGACACUGUUGGUCUAGUGGCAAGGAAAAAACGAGUGGUGAUUAGCAAACGAACAGAGGGAGAUGAGAAUGGUGGUCCCACACAAUACUCGAUUCAAAUUAUUGAGACACCAAUGACAAAAAAAGAAGCAGCAAAACGGAAAAAGAGGUCGAACUCGGAAAGUGCACUUCUUUCGGAUUAUGAAGUUGAUUGUGAUCCAACGUUCGAAAUAGAGAGAUCCAACUUAACCCUGGACAGUAUGCUUGGAGAAGGCGCGUUCGGAGAAGUUUGGAAAGCAAAGCUGAAGCGUGAUGGCACUGAACUCGAUGUUGCCGUGAAAAAGCUCAAAAUCUCGGCACACGAAAAAGAGCUGAUUGAUUUGGUUAGCGAGAUGGAGACGUUCAAAAUAAUCGGACAACACGAAAACGUUCUCCGACUUAUUGGAUGCAGUACUGGUCAGGGACCACUGUACGUAGUUGUUGAAUUGUGCAAACAUGGAAACCUUCGCGACUUUCUGAGAGCACAUCGUCCGAAGGAGGACAAAGUGAAAAAGUCGAGCCAGGAGCUGGCAGAUUAUUUGGAGCCAAGGAAAAAUGAAAUCGCUGAUGUUCUUGAUCUUCACGGAAAACAUAAUUUGUUCAGGAGCUCAUCCCAAACCUCACACAACGUCAUCUUGUGCAAUUUGCGUGGCAGUGGCGACCGGCAUGAACUUCUUGGCCGAAAAGAAGAUUAUUCAUCGAGAUUUGGCGGCGAGAAACGUGCUCGUCAGCGAGGGUCAUAUCAUGAAGAUUUCGGAUUUUGGACUGUCGAGAGAUGUGAACACUGGGAAUUAUUACAAGUUUGUUGUGUAAGCAAGAAACGAGUAAAAAAACGUGGUACCGGAAGAUUGCCAAUCAAAUGGAUGGCUGUGGAAUCAUUAGAUUCUAAUGUUUACACAAUUGAAAGCGAUGUCUGGUCUUACGGAGUUCUCCUAUGGGAAAUCAUGACACUCGGAGGAACUCCGUAUCCCACAAUCGCGAUGCACAAUCUUUAUGAAUACCUUCAAAAUGGAUACAGAAUGGAAUCACCCCAUCUAUGCCCCCAGGAAGUGUAUCAACUGAUGCAAGCGUGUUGGCAGACCAAGCUUGAAGAUCGACCAUCGUUUAAAAUGAUUGUGGACUAUCUAGAUUGGAUGUUAACAAUGACCAAUGAGACUAUUACUGCGUCACAGGAGUUUAAUGAGCAAUUUUUUUCGGAUAGAUCGACUGGAUCGGGACCAACAUCUCCGAUGGAUAUUUUCAAGAAGAAUAGAAGACAUCGACCAUUAUCAGCUCCUGUGAACCUUCCAUCUGUCAUACAAACCAGACCUUCUCAAAUUUUAGUGCUCAUCGCCAACGCGCCAAACGGAAACGGGUAUGUUCGCCAAGAUAGACUUGUCCGUACCAUCAGCGGUGUCGCCAACCAAUCACUCGAUUCGGCACUCGGUUCUCCAGCGUGGCCGCCUUACCUCGAACGUUCCUCUAACAAAGCUUCUCUAGAUCCAACCCACCAUUAUUAUAACACCAACACCUCAAAAGUUCAAUACCUCCACUUCACUUUCGACGAAAAAGAUUCGAUGACCAGAUCUAGAGACUCAGCCAUAUUUGAGGAUGCAUACCACCUUAUCCAAUCGCACCCGCUCUAUUCAAAAAUCACAUUUAAAAAGAACACGACGCCUCGCAACUCUUUGCCGACAAAAGAAACCAUUGUCUAA
Messenger RNA from Caenorhabditis briggsae, 3579 nucleotides. It is a transcript of the gene Cbr-egl-15, whose product is annotated as Protein CBR-EGL-15. The coding region runs from base 1 to 3579 and encodes 1192 amino acids. Gene Ontology annotation, biological process: protein phosphorylation; multicellular organism development; cell surface receptor protein tyrosine kinase signaling pathway. Lineage: Eukaryota; Metazoa; Nematoda; Chromadorea; Rhabditida; Rhabditidae. The transcript is spliced from 20 exons. Gene Ontology annotation, cellular component: signaling receptor complex. The record is from RefSeq and is a predicted model, not a curated record. Gene Ontology annotation, molecular function: ATP binding; transmembrane receptor protein tyrosine kinase activity.